CAUUUCCAUAAGGUAAUAAAUUAGCAAGUUUUGAUGAACCUCGAAUCUGAGGUGCUAUAUAAGUUAGGCAUUCCACAAAAUGUGUUAGUACUCGACCAAUUUUUAUACGUAUAAAACAAACCGGAUCAAGAUGAUGAACAAGGUACUCGUGUUAUUUGCCGUCCUGGCGUUAACGUUCGCUGUUCCGGUUCCUCAACCAGAAGAAGUCGAAAUUUUGAACGUCGCCGAAUCUGCAAGUCCUCACCAUCACCACCAUCACCAUCACGGUGGAUGGGACGGCGGUUACGGCGGCGGCUGGGGAGGCCAUGGUCACGGCGGUUGGGGUGGCGGUGGAUGGGGUGGCGGUUGGGGUGGCGGCGGAUGGGGAGGUGGAGGUUGGGGCCACGGUGGAUGGUGAUAAAAUAUUUGCGCGUUAUUACAAUUCAAAGUGUGUAUAAAUAAAGUUUUGCGAUACCUUUCUUUGUGAUUUAUUGUAGGCUAAGAAAUUAUAGAUUUCAUACCGAGCUAGGAAGUGGUUUAUUACCUAGGCCGAGGGCUUUGUAUAAGCGCGGAGAGUUGGUUAUGAACCACUUCCCAGCUCGGUUUGUACUCACAAUCGAUCAUUUAAAAUAAUGUCUGUAGUGGAAUGUUUAUCAUAAUUUAUAAAUAUAAGGUAGCUGUAUCAUCGUUCCUAGGCAAAAUGACAUGAUA
Molecule: messenger RNA, 690 nt
Organism: Photinus pyralis (common eastern firefly)
Lineage: Eukaryota; Metazoa; Arthropoda; Insecta; Coleoptera; Lampyridae
Product: holotricin-3-like
Exons: 2
Coding region: 131-397 (88 amino acids)
Source: RefSeq, a predicted model, not a curated record